Messenger RNA from Macrosteles quadrilineatus (aster leafhopper), 5158 nucleotides. RefSeq names its product spermatogenesis-associated protein 20-like. The record is from RefSeq and is a predicted model, not a curated record. Bases 107 to 2527 code for a protein of 806 amino acids. Lineage: Eukaryota; Metazoa; Arthropoda; Insecta; Hemiptera; Cicadellidae. Gene Ontology annotation, biological process: carbohydrate metabolic process. The transcript is spliced from 14 exons.
CAAGGAAAUCAGAGUUAACCCUGAACUACAAGUGUAACCUAUAUUUUCGGUGAUGUUACUGAUGUUGUCCUUUAACUUUUAAACACUUGUUUUGCCAACUAAUGUUAUGUUUUCGGGACGAUUUACUCAGAGCCCAAUAAUCCUUAGUAUUAUCAGGCGAGCUAAAUCAAGUGAGCAUACAUGUUCUAGGUGUAUUGUUUUUCCAAAACAGUCAAUUUCAGACUGUUUACUAGCUUCUCAACAGCUAUGUAAUGUAAGGUCAUAUACCACUCACGACAGAGAUUUUGGCACCAAGAUGGCCGCCAGCGUAGACCCUGAUAUAAAACCGAAGCAUACAAACAGACUGAAAGACUCCAAGUCUCCUUAUUUACUUCAACAUGCACACAACCCUGUAGACUGGUAUCCAUGGGGAGAAGAAGCCUUCGAGAAGGCAAGGAAGGAAGACAAGCUAAUCUUUCUUUCUGUCGGCUACUCUACCUGUCACUGGUGCCAUGUGAUGGAACGAGAAUCGUUUGAGAACGAAGAUAUCGCCAGAGUCAUGAAUGAACAUUUUGUUAACAUCAAGGUUGACAGAGAAGAACGACCUGAUGUGGACAAGGUUUACAUGACGUUUGUUCAGGCCUGUUCUGGUAGUGGAGGAUGGCCAAUGAGUGUGUUUCUCAAGCCAGACCUGAAGCCAGUGUCAGGCGGGACGUAUUAUCCCCCGGAAGAUCGAUAUGGGCGACGAGGGUUCAAGAGUGAACUGCUAAAAUGGGCCAAAGAGUGGAAGGAGAACAGAGCUCAGUGGGCCAGAGUGAGUGACAGUGUUACUGAGGUCAUCCGCAACGCUACAGUCUUUGAGGUGCCCAUGUCUGAAAACCUUAUAUCAGGUAAUGUGCCGGGUGCGGAGUGCUGGGAGUUAUGUACAGAGCAGCUGGCUGAACAUUAUGAGCCGGCCUACGGAGGGUUCAGCCUCGCCCCAAAGUUCCCACAGCCAAGCAACUUGUUCUUCUCGUUCCACGUUUUCGCUCGUAAGCCAUCAGAGAAAAACAAGAAGCUGCGAGACAUGGUGCUGCACACGCUAAAAAUGAUGGCGAGAGGAGGCAUACACGAUCAUGUGGGAAAGGGGUUCGCUCGGUACAGUACAGACAUGAAGUGGCACGUGCCGCACUUUGAGAAGAUGCUGUACGACCAAGCGCAACUAGCAGUAGUGUACUCCCAGGCCUACCUGGCUACCAAGGACCCCUUGUACGAGGCUACAGUGAGGGACAUCCUGGCCUAUGUGGCUAGGGACCUGAGUCACAAGGAUGGGGGAUUCUACAGCGCUGAAGACGCAGAUUCUUUUCCCUCGAAUGACAGCAAGGAAAAGAAAGAAGGAGCUUUCUGUGUAUGGACUCAUGAAGAAGUAACGAAACUACUUGGUCGGGCAGUGGAAGGCAAGCCAGAUGUUAAGCUGGCUGAGGUGUUCUGCCAUCAUUACAAUGUUCGGCCGGGUGGCAAUGUUGAUCCAAGUCAGGAUCCUCACAAUGAGUUGACCAAUCAGAACGUACUGAUGGUGGUCAGCACUGAGCAGCAGACGGCAGCCAAGUUUGGUCUAGAAGUGACCACAGUGCAGACAGAGCUAUCACUUGCCAGGGAGAUUCUGUACAAGGAGCGGCUUCUGCGGCCAAAACCUCACCUGGACAACAAAAUAUUGACUAGUUGGAACGGUCUCAUGGUGUCUGGGUUUGCCAAAGCUGCUGAGGCUCUACAAGAUGAGAGUCUUACAAAGAGGGCUAUCUUAGCAGCUGAAUUUUUACAAAACCAUCUCUAUGACAAAGCCAACAAUGUUCUAUUGAGGAGUUGCUAUACAGAUGAGUAUGGAAAUGCUACUCAAAUUUUGCCACCAAUCAGAGGGUUUUUAGAUGACUACGCAUUUCUCAUCCAAGGACUAUUGGACUUGUAUGAGGCCAGCCUAGAGUCUAGAUGGCUGGAAUGGGCGGAGCAGCUUCAGAACAAACAAGACGAGUUGUUCUGGGACGUAGCGACAGCUGGAUACUUCUCUACACCACACAACUCUGACCUGAUACUGCGCCUCAAAGAAGACCAAGAUGGUGCGGAGCCGAGUGGCAACAGUGUGUCAUGUCACAAUCUGCUAAGGUUGGCAGCUCUGCUGGACAGACCCAAGUACAAAAACAAGGCUGCCAAGCUACUUGCGUCCUUCACCUCAAGACUGACCAGUCUGCCUCUGGCUUUGCCUCUGUUGACAUCGGCUCUGAUGUUAUAUCACGACAGCCCUACACAGAUCAUCAUCACAGGCAAGAUGUCUGACCCCAACACAGCAUCACUGGUGAAUGUGGUCCGCUCUAGGCUCGUAUCAGGCAGAGUGUUGAUAUUAGCUGACGGAGACACUACCAGUAUCUUGUACCGCAACAGCGAAUCUAUGAGGAGGUUGAAAACUCCCUCCAACAACCAACAGAGUGCGUAUGUAUGUCGCAACCACACAUGUGCGUUGCCUGUGCAAACAGCCCACGACCUUGCGUCAUUGCUAGACUCAGCCAGUCAUUAGAUGGCACUGUGUAGAGGCAAAUUGAAAAUAUCUUGUAACAACUAAUUGUAUAGUGAUGAUUUAAUUUAACUUUUUCUUUUUACACUUAGUUUUUGCAUAAGUUUGACUUCAAGUUUGGUGAGAUAGAUUAAGCCAAUAUUUUAUUAAAUAAGAACUGAAUCGAAUGAGCCACUGAGUGUGCUAAAGUCUAAGCAUUUGUUUCUCACAUUUUUUUUCUAUACCGUGUUAGUUUAUGCAAUAUAAAAGAUCCUUUAUAGUUUACAAGAAGUUUUUCUUUCUGUUUUAAUUUGUCAAGAGUUGAUGUGUUCGACAGCACACUCUGCCUGUGGCUACAUUCAUUUACAUUUUAAAACUCAUUACAACUAUAACACAACAAUGAAUUAUCUAGUGCUAUCAGUUAAAGGUUUAUACCUACGACCGUUUUUUAAACUAGCUGUUUCAGUUCAGUUCUUAGAAUUGAAAAGAUUCAUUAAAAGCAUUAUUUUUUUUACUUAACAACACUGGUAACGGACCAAUGAGGAUCAUGGAUUAAGAGAAAAGCAGUAACAAAUAUUUACACAUUUAAAUAUUGAAAUGCUUCGUACUUCAUCUAAUCAGCUUUUCAGGCCAAUUUAUUGUUAUUGAGUGGUGCAAUUAGUUUUUGGUACAAUGAUUCGUUGCAUCACUGUCAGUGGCAAUGAGAACUUAUAAACGAAAAUGUAACCUCUUGUAGUAGUUAUGAGUAGUGAUUGUUACUAAUUAAAAAACUGUCUUAGGUAAAGUAGUGUACACAACUCGCCUAAAUAGCCUUAACGACACUUUUUAAGGCACUCAUUAAGGCUUGUACCUUAAAUUUCUACUCGUGUCGUUAACACUAUCUUUACUUGGUCGUUGAGUUUUUGUGUAAACUACUAUUACUAUUAAUUUACCAGUACCUUAAUUAUCAGCUUUGAAAUGUGCAUACCAAUCAAAAAUAGGCUAAAUUAUUUUUAACUUAAAUUUUCAAAUAAAUGCUGUUACUUGUUAUUUUGUAAGGCAAAAGACACAUUUGUGUAUGAUUUGCAAGUCUUUUGUUUCAGGCCAUACUAGCAUAUUGAAAAUAUUCUAUAACAAACCGAUUUUUAUCUUUUAGCUGUUAUUAGCAUACUACCGGUACAUUUUGUUUAGACUAAGUUUAUAUUGUAUUAUAUAUGUAAAAAUUUUAUUUUGAAAUUGUUACUUUUAUCAUUAUUGUAAAAGAUUGAGUGAAAAAUCAUAAUACUCCAGGAAUUGUUAUUGCUCUUGUAGCCCCCACAAGUAUUAGCAUCAGUUUAUUUGUAUAUUGCAAUUAUUUUUUUUUUUACUAAUAUUGCAAUCCUUUGAGUUGAAAGGAAGAUAACUAGAACUAAAUAAAAAUGCUGUCUUUGUUUCUCAAGACUAAUUAUAUUUAUAACAAAUAUUUUAAUGCAAGACACUUUUUUAAUGUGUGUGUAUGAUAAGUUUUACAAGUUUUAACAUUUAAAUAUUAUGUACAAAAUUUAAAAAUCCUACCAACUAGGAAAUACCUGGUGAGUACCCGUUACAGGUCUCCUAUCAUUCAUUCAUUUAAUUAGAUUAAGUUUGCUCUCUUUGUUUAUUUUAAUCACUGUGUAUACGUUAUUGUUUCAUACCAAAAGAGUGUGAAACUUAUAUGCUUAUUUAUUUUUACAAUACUAUUCAAAGCUAUUUAUUUCCUGUAUUAUGUAAAUAAUAUUUAUGGUGAGUUAGUAUUUCCUUGUAAAAAUUUUAGAUAAGCAUUAUUUUAUCAGGGUAACGUUAACGAUGUGAUAGCAGAAAAUGUGUGUGUGGUUUUGAUUGUUUAAAAAUUUUUUUUUUUAGAUUUGUGUGAAACUUGAGGGUUGUGCUACGAAAUGUGAUGAAAUGAUUACCAUGUUGUUGUUGUUGUUAUUGUUGUUGUUUUUUCUUAGACAAUACUGUAAUGACAUGUCUGUAUGGAUUUCAGUAAAAGCAAAAAAGCAAAACUACAUAGUAAUCAAUUGUUAUAUUUUUCUCUCUUAUUAAUUUUAAAUUGUGAAAAUAUGAAUGUUUAAGUACAAUGCAAUACUCUUUGAAAACUUUGGUUACAUACACAGAUAAAACAGAAAAAUAAAAACACCAAAACUAUUUCAACAUGGUGAAAAUUUGUAGAUUCACAUUGCUAUAAUUUACUCAGCAGUAAGGUUAAAAGAACGUGCUGAAUAUAAUUUAUAGUAAAACAAUAUAAAUACAAGACUAAACAUUUAGUCAUGAUGACCCCAUGUGCAUUUUUUACUACACUGAAUUAUUGAUGUUAGGCAAAGAAUAACUAAAACAAAAAUCGACGAAUCUCAAUUGUUUUUACAAUUUUUUUUUGCACAUUAAGAUUAAUUUACCCCAUUUAGAAAAUGCUCACUUGGCAAAGUAUACAUCACAAAAUAUCAAAUUUAUUUCUCAUUGUAUCCACAGCAAAAUAAAAUUAUUACUGAUAUUUUCAUUUUUUUACAUAUGCAAACAUGGGAUUCUGUGAUACUCUUUGUUAUUUUUUGUGUCGUUUUUCGUUUUUCUGGUAAACAAAAUUGGUAAGGAUCUGAAUGUUGAAAAAGAAAGAUGAAGAAUUUUGUCAUUAGUUUCAUAGCAAUAAAUGUUUGAAAUGUU